Gadus morhua (Atlantic cod) is the source of this 3882-nucleotide messenger RNA. RefSeq lists its product as uncharacterized. Gene Ontology annotation, cellular component: cytoplasm. NCBI's taxonomy places the organism in Eukaryota, Metazoa, Chordata, Actinopteri, Gadiformes, Gadidae. The transcript is spliced from 14 exons. The record is from RefSeq and is a predicted model, not a curated record. Gene Ontology annotation, molecular function: protein binding. Bases 345 to 3668 code for a protein of 1107 amino acids.
GCUUCCUGAAAAGUAUCAGGGAGUUAGUGGCUUGUUAUUCAAGAGGAGUAGAGAGACACAACCCGAUGACUGGAAUAAUCUAUGUCCAUGUUGAAAGUGACUUCAAGAUCAAAGCAGAAUAUGUAGAAAUAAGGACAACAUUGGAGUAUGGAGGAACACGUUCUUGCCUCAGGAUCAAGAGGGUCACAAGUCCACACAGUAGGAUGGGAUUUAUGUCAACUGAAUUUUAGACACAUUAUUGUUUUUCAUUAUUAUCAUUUUGGACACAAAAAUUACUAGAAUAUGUUUUCUUGUUUUCUUGUAAUACCAUGUUCUGAAAAACAUUGAGAACAAAGUACGUCUUGAUGAGGUUCAUGAUCAAUCAAUCAAUCUUUAAAUUCAAUAUAUUGGUCAGACAUUGUGGAUACAAUCAAGUCCUGGAAUUGGAAGUUUGUUCAACCAAAAUAAGAACUAAUAGGCAUAUCAUGGCAAGGGCUGAACCUAGGAACUCUGAGCCACCAAUAAGAACUGAGCAUGCCAAAAAGAACACAGACAUCCUACCCAUCGGAACAACAGGGAUUGAUGCCACUAAAUGCCUGGAUAAUCCUGGGAACCUGAGACCGUUUGUUUACUGGGACCACCCUUUGCUCAAUGACUCAGGAGUCAGUGAAAAACAGAAGCUCAGGUAUGUUGUCGAUUGGGCUGAGAACCUCCUCAAGAACAGUUCAGAGGUUGACCACAGCAAAGCCAGCAGUUCUGCAGUGGCCAUGGGAAAGCAGGUGGUCCCACGAAAUAUGUCAUCUGCGUACUAUGAACCGUCCCCUUCAAGAAAGUUGAAGUUGUUGACCUCUCCUCCCACUCAAGGUAGUAGAUCUGGUCAGAUCAUAGAGAGGGCACAGGAAACCAGUAUAGAUUUUGUUCAAACUCUGCCACGGAUCAAUUAUAAAACUUCUGAUGAAACUAAUACUCUGUCUGUUUUCAAGUCUGUGGAAUGUUCUGAGGAUUCUAGGUCUGACAUCAGGGAGACUACAGCCCACAAGGAUAUCCGCUUCAAAGAAAUUCGUUAUCUUAGCGCACAGAACUCCUUCCCACCUAGGGACUUUCACACAUUUGAUCAAAGGCACUGCACAACCAUACAUGACAGAACUGACUGCCACUGCGAAGAGAAUCAUUGUGUUGAAUGCUCUAAUGAUACUCGCUUUAUGAAUGAGUCUGUCUCAUCGGCAGCUCAGAACAGAACUAAAAACCACCCUCCCUUCUGUUCUGGAAGUACCACCACCGGGAAGCCUAUUAUUGAUUGUUCACCUCAAAAUGUUUAUGCUAAGACUCAAGCAGCAGUUCUUUCCUCAUCUUGGCAGCCCACACAUCAGAAGGGGUUGCCUCAAUUAGAGAUGAAGGACAACGUUAAAAGUAGGACAGAGGUAGAAGAUGAGAAAGUUGUAUGUGAGCAGAAACCAGAGGUCAAAACUUUGCAGGAUUGGUCCAAACAGCAAAUUUGUGAUUCAUGGUACGAGGAUCCUCCGAAGACUAGCAGCUACAAGGAAUUAGAGGAAUCCAAACCGAACACAGAGACAGCAAACCUGACCUUCUGCUCUGCUUCUGAAAGAGCAGCCGACGUCUCCGUCUACGAGCAGUACCUGCUCUACAUGGCUCAUCUGGAUCAACUCCGACAGGGCCAGAGAGCACGUCGUUCAGGGAACCAUGGAACCGAAACAGAUAACGUUAAGGACGGGGAAACUGUGGGUCAAACGACCUCACCUGCCAGUUGCUGUGAAAUGACUCCAUCCUCUUCAACUCAGCGUUUUAAACUUCAACAAAGGAGAGAAGCAGCCAGAACGAGCACAGCCACAGAGCCCAUGAUGGCAUCCAAUAAUGCUGCUGAUAUAACACACAACCCUAACACACCCAAAGCAACUGCGAAGCAAUCGGCCAACGUUAUCAUGAAAAGGCAAAGAACCACCAGAAGCAACCAUCUGGCCUUGUGUGAAGAGGUCAUCAAAAUACCUGUGGAGCAUGGAACCUCAACCGAUGAUGAUAUUACCGGUCUACCUCUGCAUCACCUAAAGAUUAACCAAGAACCUGAAAGUGCUGGAUCUUCUCAACACCCCCUCAUCACACCUUUAAAUCCAGCCUUAAAGGUGAAGACAGGUGUUUGCCGUCCAGAGAACAGAACGGGGAAUGCCGAUGGACAGAGCGGGGCCGCCAGACGUCCAGACGUCCCCCAGAGGUUCUGGGAGAAGUCCAGCCUCUGCUGGUCCACCCUUAUUCAUGGAGAGGUGUUGCCAAGGUCUCCCAUCCCAACCAGAUGCUGGUCAGCAGGAGAGAAACGAAUCCCCUCAAAAACAAACAGUACUACGAAGAGACAGACACAGACACAGACACCAGACACAUGCACAAACAUCACUACACCAGCUGGAGGUCAUCCACACGUUGAGUCUCAAGCCUCAAGUAAUGCAGCAACAAGUGUUGAAUUGGGCCCCAACCUGGUUACCAAAUACAGGCCAGCAGAUGUCGCUGUAUUCAAUCAGUGGCUGUGUCUACCUGAUGAGGUGUGGCUAUCGGUUCUGUCUCUUCUCCCUCACAAUCACCUGUCCACAGUGGCUCAGGUCUGCCACCGCAUGCACCAGCUGGCCAACGAUCACACACUCUGGACGGUAGUGGAGAGGCGGAACGGGGCCCUGACAGAGCAGUGGCUGAGCUGGCUGGGGGUCCGAAGGCCUCACAGCGUGUCUCUGUACAGGUGUAGCAGCCCCUCCAUCAGCCCACGUGCUCUGGAGACCUUCUUCUCACUCUGUACGGCGUCCCUGGAGAAAUUCAAUGUGACAAGUUGCAUUGGGCCCGGACUCCAUGGCAACCUGUUGCUGCGUCUGAUUGGUCAGUCGUGUAAACGCUUAACCAAUCUAAACCUGAGCUGGAGUGGGGCAACGGAUGCAGGGCUUACGUCGCUAAUUGAGAACGCAACUGGGUUGAGAUUGGAAGUGGUUGUCCUGAAUGGCUGUCAGGUCACAAACGAAGCACUGAUAAACCUGGUCAAGACACACAGAGAGAGUCUGUCUACUUUGGAGGUAUUUGGCUGUCAUUUCCUAAGCUCCUCUUGUCUGGAGAAAGUUUACCGGCUGUGUCCGGGUCUCAGACACCUAAAUAUCGGUCAAGUGCCAAAGGUGAACACACGCUGUCUCACACUGAUGACAUCACAGCUCAAAUCUCUCCUCUCCCUCAACCUUACAGGGCUGCAGGCAGUGAGCGAUGGCCUUAUGGACCGCUUACUCCAGCAGUGUCCAGGCCUUCAGAGCCUCAGCCUGGCCUCCUGUCCGGGGGUCUCUGACCUAACACUCAACAGCAUCUGCUCUCACACCCCAUACAUCAGAUCCCUAGAUGUGAGUGGUUGCAAAGCAGUCACAGAUGCAGGUGUCCAGUGUGUAGCUUUGUGCUGCAGGGGGCUGCAAAUGGUGGACCUCAGCUCCACUAGCACUGGAAACAGAGGGCUAGCUGUACUGGCAGACAGGUGUCAUGAACACCUCCAUACAGUCAAGCUCAGCUUCUGCCACAUCAGCCCAGAAAACAUUCUCCGUCUCUGUCGGCACUGCAAGAAGUUAAAGGUUCUUCAUCUGUAUGGCUGCGCUGAUAUCCCCUCUGAGAGAGAGAUCAGAGAAGUCCAUGAAAGUGUUAAAGUGGAUCCUCUGCCCUGACACACACUAGCACAACCACACAAUCACACACACACACACACACACGCACGCACGCACGCACGCACGCACGCACGCACGCACGCACGCAUGCACGCACGCACACACAUACAAAAGCUAGUUUGUGUAUGUUUAGUUGAAUUAACCUUUAAGCUAUAUUAAUUUGUUUCACUGGUUUUUUUUCAGAGAAUGAUCAAGCUGAUGUCAAUAAACCAUG